AUGUUCAAGAACACAAUCAGCACGAAAGUCGAGAACAUUAUGCUGGACUUUUUGGUCGAAAAAGCGAAAGAAACGGUGCAGAAGCUGAAUCUCAAAAAACUUUGGGGCGAUCUCGAAGAUUCGGGCAAAAUUGACAUAUCGGCCGAUAAAAUGGCCAAUCAGUACGUCGAAUUCGGCAAUCCGAUGAGCACAAUCUAUUUUUGCAGCUUUCAAAAGAAGCUGGCACCGCGAAUUCAUGAGAUGCAACUGCAAACGGACAUAAAAGUGAUUAUUCUGUUCGCUGCGAGCAUUCCGGUCGACAAACACUUUCUGCAGAAGCUGAGAAAUAGAGCGGAUGUUGAGGUGGAUCGGGACGGAGCCAUCUCCAGAUACACGCCGCGGAGAAGCGCGCAGAAACGGAAACUUCGAGAGGAAGCGGAACUGACGAUCGACGGAACCGUUCCGAUGCCCAUUCUCAUUCGCCCGAUCAAAACUGAGCCAGACUCCAGCUAUGAGCUGAGUGAGAUCAAGAACGAAGAAGAGCAAAAGUACGAUCCGGGAGAAAUGGGCGGAAUGAUGGAAAUGUUCAUGAACUCGCUGAAGGAAAUGCUCGACACACAGACGAUGUUGAUGGAGAGACUUCUGGACAAAGAGGAGCCCGUGACGAGCAAGAAACAGAUUUUGCACUCGAUUCGAACGCUUAUUCUCACUUUGAACCACUCGGAGCUCAGUGGAGCACUUCAGAAGGUCGAUAAAGCCAUUCAGAAGCUCGAAGAGCACGACGAGGUGAGGAAAAUGAACAGAACCUUGAAAAGAUACGUUUUCAGAAAAUCGCGAAGAAAAAGGCGCGCUCCUUAAUUGACAGCCUCGUCGGACAGUUCAUUGCUUAA
Molecule: messenger RNA, 869 nt
Organism: Caenorhabditis sp. 36 PRJEB53466
Lineage: Eukaryota; Metazoa; Nematoda; Chromadorea; Rhabditida; Rhabditidae
Source: the annotation of a GenBank genome assembly